AAGCAGCCACCUGACUCAAAUUCGACCAGAGCAAUUUAUCACUGUCUAUCCGACGAUACACGAUCCCAUAAACUAACUAAACGAGAGGGAAAAUCAACAAUUAUGGUAGGUACUAAACGAGAGGGAAAAGCAACAAUUAUGGUAGGUAGGUGUGAUACGUACGAAUACACGUUCGGUCGGUGCAGUUUCCGAUUCCAAGGCUUUGUCGGUUUCGCGACCUGUCUGUCAAAUGUGCGGCACUGCGUAACGUUGGGCACUGCUGAGCUGCGAUGUCAACAGCCAAGAGGAAGAGGGCCAAAAGGGCCCUCGUACAAGACGACGAGAUCGAAGGGCCGACGAAACACCGGGCGGUUGCAGUGUCGCGCUCCGUCCGACUAUGCCGGUCUUUCUUUGGUGUGUCCUGCGAGCGGCUGGCACGGGCCCUGCUAGGCAAGGUGCUGGUGCGACGGCUGCCCGACGACACCCUGCUGCGCUGCAGGAUCGUCGAGACCGAGUGCUACCCGGGCGGCGACGACCGCGCGUCCAGCUCGUUCCAAGGCCGACGCACCGAAAGCAAUGAGCCCCUGUACAUGGAGCCCGGCACGGCGUACGUCUACCUCACGUACGGCAUGUACCACUGCUUCAACAUAUCGAGCGAAGGUGACGGCUCGGCCGUGCUACUACGGGCCGCAGUGCCCAUCGAAGGCCUCGAGUUCAUGCGGACGCUACGCGGCGCCAGACGCAAAGACUGCGGCAGGGGCCUCAAGGAGCGCGAGCUGUGCAACGGCCCUGCCAAGCUGUGCCGGGCCAUGGCCAUCGACAAGGCAGCGCUGAACAAGGAGUUCCUGCCGGACAGCCAGGCCCUGUGGCUCGAGCAGGACGGCGGGGACGUGCCGGUCUGCGACGUGAUCGAGGCCACGAGGAUCGGCAUCGACAGGGCGGGCAAGGAGUCCGCUAACAAGCCGCUCCGCUUCUACGCCCGCGGCUGCGCCUGCGUCAGCGUGCGCGACAAGGCCGAGGCUCUGGCUGAGGGCGCGCCGUCGUGACCUAGGGUCACGACCACCUAGAAGGCCUGCGCGUGACGUCAACAUUAGAUGAUCGCUUGUCCCAGUUUCUUGGGUGUAAUGCAGGCUUUGUCUUCUAGGUGGUACAGCACACCAUCGGGCCAGGGUGCACUACGGGUGUUGAUCGGGAGGGAAGCAUCUGCAAGCUUGGUGCCACUCACUGGGCACUUGGCCGAAAACGAGCUAAACUGAAGGCAGUUUCUUGUUGCUAGGCGCUGAGUGAGAAAAGGCCUUCCAGCAUCGGGUGAAGGCUCAACGGGAGCCAUACUCCAAGCAUUCACAUAGCUUGCGUGUCAGCCGAAAAAGUCUGUAGUCCUUGCAUCAAGAGAAGCGCAUAAAGAAUGAACAACUAGCAGAUCAGGAGGGCAAGUCGUGAUCCUCACUGGACUGUUCAAUGUGUGCGUCGAGUUGCCCUUCUCCUUAAAAAUGAUCUGCUUUGAUUCGUUUCUUUUUAGGAAACAAGUAGCAUAUCACUUAGUUUGUUUUCACGAAGACCAGUGAGUGAUCGAGUUUGUCAUUCUUUAUGGCCAGAGUAAUCAGCAACUGUUAGGGCUUUCCUUCCCGAGGAAGCUAUACAUGACAAAGCUUGUCUUAAAAGGGCCCUGCAAGGACUUUUUUACUGGUUCAUAAUUUGCACCGAACCUGAGCGCACUGAACAUAGUAACUUAAUGAAACUUUUCUCGAAUUUCGCUUUAAUUUAAAAGUACAAAAACAAACAAAAAAUAACUUUCUUCAU
Messenger RNA from Ixodes scapularis (black-legged tick), 1779 nucleotides. RefSeq names its product DNA-3-methyladenine glycosylase-like. Gene Ontology annotation, biological process: base-excision repair. The record is from RefSeq and is a predicted model, not a curated record. The coding region runs from base 270 to 1025 and encodes 251 amino acids. Lineage: Eukaryota; Metazoa; Arthropoda; Arachnida; Ixodida; Ixodidae. The transcript has a single exon. Gene Ontology annotation, molecular function: DNA binding; alkylbase DNA N-glycosylase activity.